UCAUUAACUCCGGUCCCCAUGUCAUAAAAACAUAUAUUGUAAGAGCAUGACUGGCUUAAGGCUCUCACUAAUCAAUCAGGCAUACAGCAGGAAUACAGCCACACAUAAAAGGAGCCAGAGACUCAGGAAAUCCUCCAGCUAAGGGGAGACAAGCUGCACCGAGGUUUAUCUCCAUGGAGAAAUCCACUGACAAGCCAAACAAGGAAAACAGAUCGUCAGCUCCUGGAGUAGUGCAGGCUGAGGCAAACAGUGCAGCACCCGUGGCAGGAGGUGCUGCAGAAAUGAGCAGAGCAGGAUCCGUAACACAAAAUUCAGAACGUGAGAAGAGAGUGGGAUUCACUGAAGAGUGUACUGAAGAAAUGGAGAGUCCUUCAGGAACAGAGAGAGACAGUUCUGCUGCCUUUAAACCGGCAGUUUUGGAACAAGACUCUCCAAACUCAAGGCCGCUUGCUGUGCUAACGGACACAAACUCUCCCAAAAUGAGCAUGUUGGACCUGAACCACCAGUGCUCAGACACAGCCACCCUGGACAUGGACUGCAUGAUCUGCUUCAACAAGUACAGCAUCUACAGAGUCCCAAAGCUCCUGGACUGCCAGCACGUCUUCUGCGCCGUCUGCCUCAAGCUGAUCCUCAGGAAAGAGGAGAGCACCUGGACAGUCACCUGCCCUCUCUGCAGAAAACCCACCUUCGUGUCAGGAGGGCUCAUCCGCACACUCCAGAACAAAGAAGACAUCCUGGAGCACUUGGAGAACCUUGAUUCAAACCCUGAGGUGUACAUCUGUGCCAUGGGCCUGGAUGGCAACAGCUGGACUCAAAGCAGCCAAGACAUUUUGAACACAGAGGAAACCAGCCCAGCACACAGCAGCCUGGCUGUGCAGAGACUCCUGCUGCUCCUGCUGCUUGGGGUGAUCCUCACCAUGCUCAUCCUCCCCUUCAUGUACUCAGGGAGGGUGAAAUGGGUAAUUUGUCUCCUGCUUACUUUGGGGCUGCUCAUGUCUAUGGUGCUUUGCUGCACUCCUAAAUUCCACUGCAGGUGCAAGAAGGACUCCCCUGCCUCCUGUGACAAGGAGAUCCACAUUGUUACUGUUGCCUGAAACAAUUAACCUGCCUGUCCCAGAGAUCAGGGACCGGGCCAAGGUGCGCACUGGGCACACCAGUGAGUUUUGGACUUAAAAACAAUCUCUCAGAGAAUAAGUUCAACAGUUGGCUGAGCUGGCUCAAUGCCAAUGCACACUGUUGUUAAAUCUCAUUACUGCAAACAAAAUGAACUAUUUAUAUGUUGAUAUUUAUGUGUUUUCACACUUUUCUUUUUUUUUUUUUUUGUAAUUGUGUUGGUUUGCUUUUGCCAUUUUGUUCAUGUCUGUGUCCCCUCCUGAUCAGCCCUGCAGGAUGUUAUCUGGAACACCUGGGAGGUGAUGUCCUGCAAACCCCCGGGGUUGCUGCUCCCACUCUGAAAACAUGGACACAUUUCCUUGGGGCAGAGUGGGAAAUAAAGCUGCUAAAUCAGGGAGUGGGUGUUUGGAAGAGAGUUUUUUUAACCCAGAUUAUCACCUCAAUCCCUGGCAGGGAUGUCGGUUGAUGUCAUUUGAAGUUACACGUAAAAUUGGAGAGGAAGAGGCAAAAUCAACACUCCUGAUCUUGGUUUGUGGCUUGCAAAGGGCAAGGCUCAAAAACCUCAUGACCCUCCAAAUUCCCCACAUUAUUUAGCACUGAAAUUGUUCCUCUCACCUGAAUUCCUUUAUCUGGCAACCUGCAGGACCUCUCUUCUUGCCCCCUUUACAUUGCCGUUGAAGAUGCUCACAGAGGUAAACAGAAAUCCACUGACUGCUGCGCCACACCACAUGUGAUAUUUUUAAAUGCAAUGUCUCCAUUAAAUUUAAAUAAUAUGAA
This is a messenger RNA of Haemorhous mexicanus (house finch), 1890 nucleotides long. RefSeq names its product ring finger protein 186 (gene RNF186). The transcript has a single exon. Gene Ontology annotation, biological process: protein ubiquitination. Gene Ontology annotation, molecular function: ubiquitin protein ligase activity. The record is from RefSeq and is a predicted model, not a curated record. The coding region runs from base 174 to 1094 and encodes 306 amino acids. Lineage: Eukaryota; Metazoa; Chordata; Aves; Passeriformes; Fringillidae.